Molecule: messenger RNA, 3483 nt
Organism: Fulvia fulva
Lineage: Eukaryota; Fungi; Ascomycota; Dothideomycetes; Mycosphaerellales; Mycosphaerellaceae
Product: Pre-mRNA-processing ATP-dependent RNA helicase prp5
Exons: 3
Coding region: 1-3483 (1160 amino acids)
Molecular function (GO): ATP binding; RNA binding; RNA helicase activity
Source: RefSeq, a predicted model, not a curated record
AUGGCCCGCUCACCACCUCGUAGGAGACAUGAUGACCGGCCGCGAGAUCACCGCGAUCAGCGAGAGAGCUAUUCGCGUCGCUCUCGCAGCAGAGAUCGCUAUCGCGACGACAACUACCGAGACGACCGGCGCGGAGCACGACGAGAGCGAGACGACGACCGCUACGUGAGCCGCGACCAUGGGAAUGAUCGGCGUAGCCACCAUCGCAGGGAUUCGCCUCCACACGCCAGACGUGACGAGAGACGCGAGAGAUCACCGGUGAGAGAUGGACGAUCUAGCCGUAGCGAUCGUGUCCGAUCCCGUGACCGCGACGAUAUUGGUAACUGUGACAGUAAGCGACCUCGACGUGAUUCGAACGACCGUAGCAGCGAAAAGUCUUCCCGCCCAACGACAGCGAACGGUCCGCCAAAAUCCGAGGCCAAACCCGCAGUCACUACCGCUGAGGCUCAAGCGGCUGCAAAGGCUCAGCAAGAGAAAUUGGCCAGAGUUGAAGCUUGGAAGCAACGCAAGCUGCGGACUGAAGCCACUAAGACCGGGCCUGUCGAUGCCUCACCUACAGUCUCUCGACCGGUCUCUGCUGCUGGAUCGCCAGCCCCAAACAAGAAUGAGUCCAAGCCUGCAUCGCCACCACGCGCGAAGUUCGACCCCUCUGCCAUCAAGAAGCGUGCAGAUGCGGCAAUGGCCAAAGCAAAGUCAGAGAAGUCCACUCUAGGUAAUGCCGCUGCAAUUCCUACCACCAGCGCUGGCAUGGCUAACGGUACUGGUGUCAUCACCACACCUGCGAGCACUACCAAUGGCGGACCUGCAGUUCCAUUGGGUGACGCCAAGAUCAGUUCAUUCGGCCUCAACAAAUCUGCUGGAGAUGCCAAGGCAAACACUGCUCGGGCUACAGCGACACUGGACGACGAUGAGGAUGUACAGCGCAAGUUUAGAAAGCUUCCUGAUCUACCUCAAAGCUCUGUUUCCAGUGAUGCCGCGCUUGCUAACGACCAAGAGGAACAAGCUGAGUUACAGGACGAUCUUCGCAGUGACGAGGAAGAGGCAGAAGCCGCACGCGAAGCCGCUCAGCGACGCGCUGAAGCACAGACUGAGAAAGAUGUCGACAUGGUGGACGAUGGUGGAGCAGACGAUGCGGUUGAAGCGCCGGCACCCGCUCUUGCGGAAAAUAACCCAAACAAGAUGGAUGUCGACGAGGAGGUCGAUCCUCUCGAUGCAUUCAUGAGCGAUCUUGGGCAAUCAAUGGAGAAGGCACCAGCACCAAAGUUGAUAGGCAGGUGGGCUAAUCGUGGGACCCAGCUGUUUGACGAAGACGACGGCCCAGAUCUGGAUGCAGUCGGCGACAACCCUGAAGAUCUUCUCUCGAACCCCAAGCGCAAGAAGAAGGAAGUGCCAAACGUAGAUCAUUCGAAGGUCGAGUACGAGCCCAUCCGCAAGAACUUUUACAACGAGUCCAUCGAGAUGGCCGAGAUGAGUCAAGAGGACGUGGACAAGCUCCGCGCAGAUCUCGACAAUAUUCAGGUCCGUGGUCUCGAUGUCCCGAAGCCCGUGACAAAGUGGUCACAGUGCGGCUUUGGUGCCGCGAUUUUGGAUGUUAUCCGCGAGCAAAAGUUCGAAAGCCCAACAUCGAUCCAAUGCCAGGCGCUGCCAGCAAUCAUGUCCGGUCGAGACAGCAUCGGAAUUGCCAAGACAGGUUCUGGUAAGACAUUGGCUUUCGUACUCCCCAUGUUCCGCCACAUCAAGGACCAGCGACCAGUCGCCAACCUCGAAGGUCCAAUCGGUAUCAUCAUGGCUCCGACUCGUGAACUCGCGGUGCAGAUUCAUCGUGAGUGCAAGCCAUACCUUAAAGCGUUGAAUCUUCGAGGCGUCUGUGCCUAUGGUGGAGCUCCCAUUAAGGACCAGAUCGCUGAGUUGAAACGCGGUGCUGAGGUGGUGGUCUGCACACCGGGUCGGAUGAUCGAUCUCCUUGCUGCCAAUGCCGGACGAGUCACCAACCUCAGCCGCGUGACAUAUGUGGUCAUGGACGAGGCAGAUCGCAUGUUCGACAUGGGCUUUGAACCGCAAAUCACCAAGAUCCUCGGCAACAUUCGUCCAGAUCGUCAGACUGUGACGUUCUCUGCGACCUUUCCGAAGAAGAUGGAGUCGCUAGCUCGCAAAGCUCUGAACAAACCAGUCGAGAUCGUUGUUGGUGGUCGCAGCGUUGUCGCUUCUGAGAUUACACAACUUAUUGAGGUUACACCCGAGGACACAAAGUUCCGUCGUGUGCUGCAACUACUUGGCGACCUUCACGAGAAGGAUGAAGACGCUCGAUCGCUAAUCUUUGUGGAGCGUCAGGAAACAGCCGAUGACAUGCUCAAGGAACUCGGAAAGAAGGGGUAUCCCUGUGUCUCUGUCCACGGAGGACGAGAGCAGAUCGAUCGAGAUCAAGCCAUCCUCGACUUCAAGGCGGGUAUCGUUCCGAUCAUGGUUGCUACAUCAGUGGCCGCCAGAGGGUUAGAUGUCAAGCAGCUUAAGCUCGUCAUCAACUACGACUCGCCAAACCACGGAGAAGAUUACGUUCAUCGAGCAGGUCGUACGGGUCGUGCUGGUCAGACUGGCACAGCUGUCACUCUCGUCACACCCGAACAAGAACGCUUUGCGCCAUUCCUGGUGCGCGCACUACAGGACAGCAAGCAGGAAACACCCCAAGCGUUGCAAGACAUGGCAGCCAGUCACAAAAAGAAAGUCCAGUCUGGCGAGGCAACAAACGCUGGCUCGGGCUUCGGUGGAAAGGGCAUUGAGCGUCUGGACGCUGCACGUGCUGCUGAUCGCGCUCGAGAGAGGAAGCAAUUUAAGACUGAAGACGAGCCAGAAGAGGAGGAAGAGACCACGAAAGACAAGAAGGAAAGUGCAGUCGAUGCCCUCGUGGCGAAGGCUGCCGGCACCGUGAAGGCUCACGAUGCUAUCACCGAUGUACCGGCUCAGCCCACUCAGCAGUCCAUGGACCAGAAGCUGCAAGAGCACUUGGACAACGCCAAGCAGGUCACCAAGGUAGAGGUACCAGCACCUUCUGCCGCUCCUCAGGACACUAUGAGCAAAGCUGCCGCAGCAGCCGCGGCCAUCAACGCUCGUCUCGGCACAAGGGGUACUGCUCGUCCGGGCGCUCCCAUCGACAACCGUGGUCCAGACGCUGGUGCUUUCCACGCCACUCUCGAGAUCAACGACUUCCCACAGAAGGCUCGAUGGGCUGUCACCAACCGUACCAACGUAGCGAAGAUUUUGGAAGCGACUGGCACGUCCAUCACUUCCAAGGGCAAUUACUACGCGCCUGGCACUGCCCCUGGACCAGAAGAACCUGCGAAGCUGUACAUUUUGGUAGAAGGAGACACGGAGAUCGCUGUGUCUAGUGCCAUGAAGGAGCUCUCGCGUCAUCUGACAGAAGGUACCCUCGCCGCUCAGGAUGUGGAGGCUCGUGGUGGUACUGGCGGUCGCUACAAGGUCAUCUGA